Messenger RNA from Penaeus vannamei (Pacific white shrimp), 729 nucleotides. NCBI's taxonomy places the organism in Eukaryota, Metazoa, Arthropoda, Malacostraca, Decapoda, Penaeidae. The record is from RefSeq and is a predicted model, not a curated record.
AUGUACCCUGACAGUUACUCUAGACUUUUAGAUCCAUCUGAAAUUCUUGCAAACUCAGGUUACCUUACAGUGAUUCUGGUCGCUGCAUCCUGUUGCUCAGCACAGCUGGUGCUGCCGUACACGGCGCCCUGGGUGCUGCCUCAAGCGAAGCUGAUCACUACCCCUCAUGUCAAGACCGACAUCAAGACCAUUCCUUUGGUCUCCCCUUACGCCCACCCCUUCGGACAUCCCUUCGUCGCUUCCCCCUACGCCUUCCACCACGCUGCCUAUCCCUACAUCCUCAACGCCGACGCUACUCUCAAGGCCACCGAGUUCCCCUACAUCUUCCACAAGGCUGAACAGGAGCCAGCUGUAGAAGAGGCACGUCGUCGUCGCCGCGACGUGGAGAUCCCCCUCCCGUACCUGCACGCCGUGCCCACCGUCACCAAGCAAACUGUGUGUUUACAAUUUCUUUGUUGGUCGACGCCAACACCCCCGCCGACACCACCAAGAUCGAGCUCACCACCAAGGAGCACGAGAUCUCCGUGCCCGCCGUCAAGUACGUGCAGCCCGUGGUCAACGUCAAGCCCGUCACCUACACUGCUCUCUCCCACGCCGUCCCCUACGCCCACGGCCUUCCCUCCCCUUCUUCCCUACGCCCACGGUCUUCCUUAUGCCUAUGGCCUUCCAUACGCCCACUACCCUAACCUCGUCGGCGCCCCCGUCAUCAAGAUCGACGAAGAAGAGUAA